AUGGUGUGCAUAGUUGUCAGCGACCACGACAUGUCAGAAUAUCCCAUUAUUUUUAUUGGAACAAAUUUGCAAUCAGAUUCAGAACUACAAGAAAACGUGUAUACGCUAGUUCAAUUUCUGUAUGAAAGACAUCAAGAAUUUGACAUGGAAGGAUCUUCAACAGAAACGUAUUUACUACCCAAAGACGAGUUAAUGCUAAUUCAGCUAGUUUUACGCGAAGUUGACAAAACCCCGGUGAAACAAGGAGAAGACCUUUUGCAAUUCUGGUAUAGAAUUUGUCGUUAUCGUCUUUAUCAACACCGUACUCUUAUAAGCGAUGAUGAGUAUACGUUUUGUCUUAAAGUUGAAGAAUAUCUUAUGGCCAAUAAUUUAGUCGAUCGAAUUCGAGUCGCUCAUCGUCUGUUAGUAGAAUUCAUGGAAAACGCUGCAUUAAAAAGGAAACUAUUUUAUCCUCGUUAUAUUGUUCAGUCAAAUAAAUUAGAUUGGUUUGAGUAUCUGGUGGUAGAGAUGAUGGCUGACUUUAAGCUACCACAUCUUAGUUUUGCAUUUCUUCCAACUAAUAAAUCCAAUUUCCAUUGUUCCCAUCAAUGUGAGAUAGAUUUCAACAUCAGAUAUAAGGAAUGCGUCAUUCUUGAAACACUUCUUAGCUACCUUGGGCUUGCGGUAAAUAUUAAAGACUCUCUGCGUCUCUUGAGAAUUUUUAACCAACCGUACAGAGGUUUAGAUGAACAUGCCUUCACUACUCUUCGGAAGUUGGCUCGGCAAGAUAAUCUAUCAGUUACUCAGGUAGCGGUUUCAUUUGUUGGUCGUUUAAGACUUGGAGACUCAAGCUAUGCUCCUGAAGGUAAUCACCCUCUUCGACAAUGGUCUUCAGGUUUAAUUCAUCUGGUUGAUUCUCUCAAUAGAAGUCAUGACAUUUUAUCUGGUGCAGCUGAUGAUAACUUGUUAGCAUCUGGCAGUGCCAGUUCACUGAUGUCUGUUGAUGGUGCUGUUCAGUCUGUUUCUCAAUGUCUGCGUGCAUCAUGUCGUAUACUGCGGAAUCCUGGUUUAGUUGGAAAAAUAUGGAUAUAG
Molecule: messenger RNA, 1071 nt
Organism: Heterobilharzia americana
Lineage: Eukaryota; Metazoa; Platyhelminthes; Trematoda; Strigeidida; Schistosomatidae
Source: the annotation of a GenBank genome assembly